Cylicostephanus goldi is the source of this 1122-nucleotide messenger RNA. The record is from the annotation of a GenBank genome assembly. NCBI's taxonomy places the organism in Eukaryota, Metazoa, Nematoda, Chromadorea, Rhabditida, Strongylidae.
AUGACUGGUGAUGAAACGGACGUCUGGCUUUCUUCGACUCAGGGACCUUCAGGGCAUGAACCCAUCCGCGCCGGUUAUCGAACAUCAUUUAGCUUAUGGUGCAUGUCACCAGAAUUGGCUUUCAUUAGCGCUUUUUCCGAAUGUCGUUCCGUGAUUCUGGCAUCUGGUACUCUUUGUCCUGUGGAGACAUUGAAGACAGAAUUGGGUUUGAAAUUUCAUUCUCAGAUGGAAGGAGAGCAAGUUAUUCCAUCCGAGCAGAUAUUCGCUGCAGUUUUGCCAGUGGGACCUUCUGGACACCAUCUAUGUGCAACAUAUCGCAAUGUUUCCGAUGGCGGCAGCCCUUUUGUCAGCGAGUUGGCGUUGAGUAUACGCACAAUAUGCCAAACCGUACCGAAAGGAAUACUAUGUUUCUUCCCAAGUUAUCGCAUGUUGACAUUGGUAUUCGAGUACAUGGAGAAUGCUUCAAUUCUGCGACAAGUCCAGCAACGGAAGGUGGUAGUGAAAGAACCUCGUCGUUCUUCCGAUUUGCCCGCUGUGAUGGAAAUCUAUGAGGAUGCAGUAAGAAAUCCGACUAGCCAUGGUCGACAUGUAGAUGGCGCUCUAAUGUUUGCUGUUUUCCGAGGCAAAGUAUCAGAGGGUAUUGACUUUGCUGAUGACCUUGCCAGAUUGGUAAUAUCUGUUGGUAUCCCUUUUCCAAAUGCAAUGGAUGAUCUAGUGAAAGAGAAAAAGAUCUAUAAUGACGAGUUUUGUAAAACUAAAGCAUUACUCACUGGAGACCAGUGGUAUGUAUCACAAGCCUACCGAGCUUUGAAUCAAGCGCUUGGAAGAUGUUUGCGGCAUCGAAACGAUUGGGGUGCUCUGGUACUGGUCGAUGAACGUUUGACAGCGCAAGCGGUGAGAUCUGGAGGAAGUGAGUUUAGAGUUUAUGGCCUUACGGAAAGCAGCGAAGAUGGACUGAUACUUGCAGAAGUUGUAUCGUCAGCUCGUGUAUCGACAUGGAUUCAGAAACAAUUGCAUGUGUUCCAUCAAUUUACGGACUUUGAGACGUCAUUAGCUGACUUCGUUAAACGCAUGCAACUUAAAGAUGAAGAGAGACAGUUCGAAGUUUCGGAUGAUUUUUGA